AUGUCUAAACAACCAGACGAGCGGAGUAGUCAAGCAGAGCAAGCAAAGGGGAUGAUCGCGAGCAAUGCGAACGAAGAAAGCGGACAAGAAGAUCAAACGGAAUUCAAAGAGCUCAUAUCGAAAAUAAAAAAGAGAGAUAGUCUAAAGCUCCCCGAACACAUCGAAAAAAUGGAGCACUUAGAAUGUGAAAUGAAGGAAUGCUCUAAAUAUGAUAUGACCAAAGAAAGAGAUGGAGAAGAUAAGCGUGUCCAAAUGAUAAAGAAAGGCAUAGAAGUUUUAGAGGAAGGGGAAACUAAUGAAGUCAAACAAGGAAUCUGUUGUGUAUGUACAUUCAGUGAAUUUAGACGCUUAAUAGAAAAGAACUUUUCUCUCGUGGACCUGAUUCCUGGAUCCCUCACUGACCUCUACGGACGCGCAGUGUUUAACAAUUGUGAUGAAUUGGCCUCCCAAAUACUGGAGAAAAUGUCAAAAACGUCAAAAAAGGACGUAAGGGACUUACAUUGUAGCGAAAACGAGUACAAACCCGCAAAGUACACGAUUCAUACUCUUCUUGAGAAAAACAUGAAGAAAACAGUAGAAGCCGUACUUGACUCUUUGGUUGAAGACGAUGAUUCCAGUCAGUUAACGCCACAAAAGAGAAUUUACGCAGAACUGGUUGAUAACGAUUCCCGUGGGUUGCCCCCAGAUGUUACUAUGUCUCUAUAUGGAAGGGAGACGUCCGGCUUGCAUGCGCUCACAUAUUUUAAAGAUAACAAGGAUUUUCUAAAUCACGAAGCUGUCAAGACACUCAUUGAUCAAAAGUGGGAAAAUUAUGGAAGACGUAAUUUCAUAAUCGAAGCCACUUUCUUUUUACUGUCUAUUUUCAUGAUCACGUUUUCUGUUGCAGUCGGAUGUCAAACCCCCGACCCUCUAGUUUAUGACACACCAAUUCACGUCCUUCGGGCAGUCUGUGAAGUGGGGACCAUUGCAUUUGUUUCAUAUCAACUCUUGGACGAAAUCACACAAAUGAUAGUGCUCGGAUCAUUAUAUUGGAGGGAUAUCUUCAACCUAUUUGACUUGUUGAGCAUAGUUUGUGUACUAGCAGUGAUUCCAUUGCGAUUAUUGGACGUCAAUGAACAAUGGCACGUGUACGUGUUCGCUUACGUUAGCUGGACAUCAAGAAUUUUGGAGUAUUCUGCAGUAUCUGAACAGACAGCCGUAUUCGUCAAAAUCUUUUACGUUAUUGUAACUAGAGAUAUCAUUCUAUUUGUAGUUCUAUUUUUCAUAAUUCUUCUGAUGUUUAGUGGUAGCUACCAGUUGGCUCUGCGGGCUGAAGGUCAUUUGGCGCAGAGCAAUUACACCACAUCGAUGCUUAGCAUUGUAUUUAUUGGAAUACAGACCCUUGUCGAACAGCAACCUUCCAUAGAUUACACAGAAGAUACUGAUAAAUGGUUUUCCAUUGUUGUAAUGGUGGUCUAUCUUACCGUGUGUGUCAUUAUUAUGCUGAAUCUGCUUAUAGCCCGACUGAGUGACAGAUACCAAAGAAUGCACGAUAAUCGUGAAAGAGAUCUCUAUGUCAGUCGAGCAUGGGUCCUCACGAGACUGGAGCGCCACACGUGGUGUUUUCAUGAAUGGAAGAGGGUCAAGAAACACUCUACCAAGAAUGCAGAACCUAAGCGUAAUGCUAGAAGAGGUGAAAGAGAGGAUGUUAUGAAUGGAAGGAUCACCCACCUGGAAAAUACCUUGAAGUUGAACGCAAGAAUAUCACGCUUGGAAGGUACUUUAAAGCAGACUUCAUCAGAUCUUCAAAACUUGAUAAGAGAGAUUGGGGAACUGAAAACAGUGGCGACUGUCGACGCCACUCCGUCAGAUGGCGAGAUUAAUUGUUAG
Molecule: messenger RNA, 1869 nt
Organism: Owenia fusiformis
Lineage: Eukaryota; Metazoa; Annelida; Polychaeta; Sabellida; Oweniidae
Source: the annotation of a GenBank genome assembly